AUGAGGGGGGGGGGGGGGGGGGGGGGGGGCGGAAGAGAUGGUCAGUCAAAGAAGGACGCACAACAACGGUGCACCAGAAAACCGAAAUGGGAUGACAAAGGAAAAUCGCUUAUGUUUGGAGGCAGCCAGGGCUUUGUCAACAAGCAUGAGGGGGGGGGGGCCCAUGCGGAAAGAGAGGGGUGGGGACAAAGAGCGAUGGAUGGGAGCGGGGGGUGUGGCAUGCAGUAUGCUGUAGACGGCACAGAACACUUAUAUUCUGCAGAGAUUCAGUAG
Dicrocoelium dendriticum is the source of this 273-nucleotide messenger RNA. NCBI's taxonomy places the organism in Eukaryota, Metazoa, Platyhelminthes, Trematoda, Plagiorchiida, Dicrocoeliidae. The record is from the annotation of a GenBank genome assembly.